Messenger RNA from Gossypium raimondii (Peruvian cotton), 971 nucleotides. Its product is annotated as nifU-like protein 1, chloroplastic. Gene Ontology annotation, cellular component: mitochondrion. The transcript has 3 exons. Lineage: Eukaryota; Viridiplantae; Streptophyta; Magnoliopsida; Malvales; Malvaceae. Gene Ontology annotation, molecular function: iron-sulfur cluster binding; iron ion binding. The record is from RefSeq and is a predicted model, not a curated record. Gene Ontology annotation, biological process: iron-sulfur cluster assembly. The coding region runs from base 80 to 754 and encodes 224 amino acids.
ACUAACAAGGGCAGCUUACAUUGUUCGUCGCUGAAGUUAUUUUAUUGGCAAUCCUUCCCCAAAUCAGCACCGAUAGGAAAUGGCUUCAAUUGCUGGAAUCCGGUUAACCAAAACCCUAAUUUUCUCUUCUCCGCAAACCCUAACAAAACCCCUUCAAAUCCCACAAUUCUUAUCCCUAAAUCAACGCAUACGGUUCCCUUCUGGAAGAACCCACCAGAAAACAGCCGUAAAAAUGUCGAGCUCGAGCUUCAGCCCAAGCGCACCCGCCGGCUCGUCGUCUACCGGACUGUACUCUUCAAAGCAAUUCGAGCUCACCGCUCAAAACGUGGACCUUGUUCUUGAUGACGUGAGGCCUUACUUGAUUGCCGAUGGCGGAAACGUCGACGUUUUGUCCGUUGAAGAUGGCAUCAUCUCGCUUAAACUCCAAGGAGCAUGUGAGAGUUGCCCUAGUUCAACAACAACCAUGAAAAUGGGGAUCGAAAGGGUUUUGAAAGAAAAAUUUGGGGAUGCAGUCAAGGAUAUUCGACAAGUAUACGAUGAUGAACAAAAGGAAACUACUGUUGAGGCAGUGAAUCGUCAUCUUGAUAUUUUGAGACCAGCUAUUAAGAAUUAUGGUGGGAGUGUGGAAGUAUUGUCUAUUGAGGAAGGGGAAUGUGUUGUGAGUUAUACAGGGCCUGAAACUAUUGGAUCAGGGAUCAAAGCUGCAAUUAAGGAGAAAUUCCCAGAUAUUACCAAUGUUGUAUUAACUGGCUAGCUUUUCCAUUUUCAUAUCAGAAGCUGAAAGUUUUGGCCUUUUGUUUAUUUUUUUCUUUUUCACUGGUAAUGCCUGUUUCUUUUAGAUAAUAGAUAGACAAAGUACAUGGGGAUGGUGAUUAAAUGUUGUGUCUGUAUGCAAAGAUUCAUCCUUAUUUUCAUGGUCAUACAUGUAAAAUCUUAUACAGGUAUUCAAUAAUUUCAUAUGGAAAUCGAAA